UGCUGGACAGCCUUCAGAAUAGACAGACAGCUUUCUGCAGCCAUAAUGUCCGAUUUCACCAGGAUUUAGUGAAUAAGGAUGUGAUUUUAAUAACUUGUUUAUUGUUUAGUAGUGGUUUAAAAUAAAUGACAAUGUAGUAAAGAUAUGGAGGAUAUUUCCUCAAGAUAUGGAUGAAUUGAAACACAGUUAUAAUGUCGUACAUGUUGAACGAAGAAAAGCUUCAAAAGUGUUUGAAAAUUUAGACAAAAUAUGCGAGCUAUUUUCUGUUAGUCUUCAUGAGAUAUCGGGUAAAAAUGAACAAUUUGUAGCGUUUAAUGUGGAGUUAAAAUCAAAAAAUGAUGCAGUUACCCUAGAUCCAGUUUUUGUGAACAAAAUCCAGAACUAUGUGGACCAGGUUUACAGUAGCGGUGGCAGCGGCAAGAUGGCGGUCGGAGGGGGGGCGGAGACGGAGGUGGAGGGUGAGGACUCGAGCUACGACUCUGAUGCCGAUCUCGACUCCGGGGGCGGACGCCACGACGACGUCAGCCGGACGACGUCGGACACUCUCGCCGCAGAGUACGCCGACUACGUGUCGAGUGCUGCCCUGCCGCAGGCCCAGCCGCACCCCGCCGCCAACUACACCGCCAAGGUCGAGUUUGCGCUCAAGCUCGGCUACACCGAACGCCAGGUCCAGGCCGCCCUGCAGAAGCUCGGUCCCAACCCGGGACAGAAUGAGCUGCUCGCUGAGCUUAUCAAACUAGGAGCACAGACAUUGGGCCCUCGUCUCGGAGGAUCGGAGAGCGAUCUAGGAUGCUCACUUAUGAACGCUGCGGAUGACAGUCUCAGCGACAGUCUGGCAUCCAUGCAAUCCGAGCAUCCCUCCAUAACCGCUAUCUCUGGUGAACCUCAUGCAGAGCAAUUGAGACUCCGGCCUGUAGUCAUAGAUGGCAGCAACGUAGCCAAAAGCCAUGGUAACAAGGAAGUAUUCUCAUGUCGAGGAAUUAAACUGUGUGUCGAUUGGUUCAGAUCUAGAGGACAUAAAGAGAUCACCGUAUUUGUGCCAAAGUGGAGGAAAGAAUCUUCACGCCCUGACAACCCCAUUACAGAUCAGGAAAUUUUAAACGAACUGGAAAGAGACAGACUGCUGGUUUUCACACCGUCGCGGCUACUUGGUGGAAAGAGGACGGUCUGCUACGAUGAUCGCUACAUACUGAGGUUGGCGGCCGAAAAUGAUGGCAUCGUUGUAUCAAAUGACAAUUAUAGGGACCUUGCCCAGGAGAGUCCUGAGUUCAGGAAAGUCGUUGAGGAAAGAAUUCUUAUGUACUCAUUUGUCAACGAUCGAUUCAUGCCGCCGGAUGAUCCGUUGGGCCGCUCUGGUCCAACACUAGACAACUUCCUGCGUUUCCAACCUCAUCCUCCGCCGCCAUGUCCCUAUGGCAAGAAGUGUACCUACGGUAACAAAUGCAAAUUCCACCAUCCGGAAAGAGGACCUCUGCCUCAUAAGUCUGUCACCGAACGUCUCGUGGAACAUGCUCAGAGGCAGUUGCAAGCAAGAGGCCGAGAUCAGAGUCCAGCAAACCAAAUAAAAGGUAAAUCGUUGAGUUUGCCGUUGUCGGGCGCUGGGCCAGGUGCAAACACAGGGCCGGUGGGUGCAGCGCAGGAUUGUGCCGAGGUGCGGAAAACACCGCUGUCCAGAACAAAGUCGAACGUAGUGGUGGGUGAAGGAGGCGGUGGGCUGGACACGUACAGGAGUCCGCCACCGGGCUACCCGAUGUACGCGACCACGGCUGGCGGAGCGGCGCCCUGGAUGCACGCAGCGCAGCCGCAGUCGGCGGCCAGGGGAGACGGCCUACACCGCAAGCUGCAGCGGCAGCUAACACUAAACCCUGUCUGUGACCCGAGGCUCUACCAGAUGCAGCGCUACAUGUCACAGCACGAGCAACCCCAUGUUGCGGCUCCGCCCCCCCACCCUAAUGUCACGCGCAUCGCAUCGGCGCCCCCUGCGCACCCCUCCCACGGCCCCCACCCCGCCGCGCACGCCCCCUGGCACGAGGCCCCCGUUCUGUCUUCCGCCUCCGACCCUCAGCUCAACUUGUCCGCCCCUCCGCCACCCCUCGCCUGGUCCGUGCCGCCUCCCCAACUCCCUCCUCACCAUCCGCCCCCUCCACCUCCCGCCGCUCCCGAGGAGGCCCGUCGCCGCCUCCACUACCACCUCGCCUCUCUCUUCCCCGAGGAGCAGGUACACACCGUACUGCAGCUCUACCCCAACGAAACCAAUCCUCAGAAGAUAUGCGCCGCCAUUCUAGCCAUGUUCCCCACCACCAAUCAGCCUCUCGGUUGAUGAAUUCCAGUAUUCUUCUCUCUCUUUCCAUUCCUCCACUAUUCAUAUUUUUUGUAAGUUACGCCAUUAACACUGCAUUGAUUUUAAUAUACUGUACUGUAUAUAACUCAGGUGCUAGCCAUGACAAUGUUUAUUUAUAUUUCUUUGGGCUGUAUUUAUCUACCGGCUUAUUAUAGGACUGGUCACUCAGCAUUCAAAUUAUGUAAACAUUUUAAUAAGAAGUAAUAUUUUAGGCUGUUAAUUUUCUUUUCUGUCCAGCGGAGCAAGAAUUAGUUUUAUGGCUUGAGAACGGUGUGUUGCCUAGCAGCUUGGUAAGGCAACCUAAUCGUGCUGAGCUAAGUUUUGGUGGGAACAUCAUUCGCAAAUACGGCCCUCUCUUUCUUCCAGUGUCCUGUCAAAUAGCAUUAAGUGACAUUUAUCCUAGUUUUAGUAGUUUUGCACUGUUGUACUACAAAGAAAUCUAUAUCCUAGAAGCUAUUCAUUCAUUUCGCCAAACUGACGAAUCAAUCAUCUCUCGAGAAGAGACUGAUUUCUUGGAAGAGCCUAGUAAUAGAAAAGUGUUUAUUCUCAGGUUCUAUAGUUUUACUAUAUUUCAGUAAAUCUAGUAAUCUAGACUCACCAAAUUUACUUACUGAUGAAUCUCUCAGGAGAUGAAUAUAUUGCAUUUGGUCUCCUUGAUCAAUCAUUGUCCCCCGAACAUCUUAUUGAUGUUGAUCAAUUGAAUAAUAUUCCAAGUAAUGAUCUACAAGAACAGUAUCUUGCUUCCUCGUUCAACUCUUGCAAUUAAUUUAAAUAUUAAAUGCAUUGAAGUGUAUAAUACAUAAUAUUAUGAUAUAAGAACAAAUUUUCUAUUAUCGCAUUUUUAUAACUAACAAGAGUUGUGUUAUCGCAUUAUACUGACGAUGUGAUAAAUCAUGCAUUUAAUACUUCAUCAUCAUGACAUCGAAACUGUUGAAAUAUAUUGUGUUUUCUCUCUGAACCUAAAAAGCUAAAGAACAAACUUUAUUUUACAUGUUAUUAUUAUCUGUUGAAUAACUUCCUAUUCUAUCAUAAUUGUUGAAAUUACUUUCAUAUUCUAGAAAUGUUUAUUAUUUAUUAGCUCUUUUGUGUUGAAAUAUUUGUUAAUAGCUUUCAACUUUAAAGUUUUCCAAAACCUUAACCUUGGAGGAUGAGCUAAUAAACCCUUGCUUGAUGCCAGUUGCAUAUAAUUAGACUUCUCAUUCCUCGGUUUUGUAAUUUCAUAUGCACUAGUCGUUUUGAUGCUUCAUUCAAUCAACACCUACACAAUUUCUUCUUAUUUCAAAUAAUAAAAAAGUAAUAAAUAGCAAGUAAAGCCUUACAUUCCUAAUGAAUAAUAUUUUAUUUAUUUUAUUAUAACAAUGAAGCCUCGUCCGGUCAAUUGUCAUCUUUCAAAUUCAUUUUUCAAAUUUCAUAAUAAUUGAUUGGCAAAAAAAAUCAAAAUUGAAUUGAAAACUAAAAUACUUUUGUUUUAUUAUUCUCUAAGGUGGUGGCAUUCUCUUCAUUUGAAAAAAAGUAUUUGGUGCUAAAUAAUUAACUAUUAAUAAUAGCUUCAAUGUAUUCUAAUUUCAAGUUUUGUCUUCAUAUUGAAGAUGAAUACUCUUUUCAAUCCUACUUAUUGAUCAAAGAAACGUAUAUUAUAGAUUCACUCUAACAUAUUUUGUCGAUAAUAAUUAUGUACCAUUAAUUGUGAAUCAAAGAGCAAUUCUUUUGAUACUAUGUAUCAUUUAUGCUCAUACAAAGUGCUGAAAAAUAUAUGUUGCCUAUUUUGUAAUUUGUGAAUGCCUGGUGCCUUUGAGAAUAAAAUACAAAUUUAAUCUCAAUACUUUAGCACACCAAUGCGAUUCGCAUGACGACGACGGCCAUGAUUUCAUGACUCAACGGCUUGAAAAUUCUCCCGUCGCCACCACAUUUAAAUCGUGAUGAUGUGCACAAGGCAUUUUUGAACUUGAAAGUUUUGAGUGAACAAAUUUAUUUAGUCGUUGAUUCCAAAAUGUAAAAUGUCAUGCUUGAGUGUUCAUAUUAAACUGAACAAUGUCCACACAUUAUCCUAACUUUUAUAAUCAAUGUGGAAUAUUAUGCACAAAUUAAUUAGUAAAUUAUAUCAUAGAAAUUACAAAAAUUAUUUAGGCGAGUUGAUAAAUAUAUUGAGGAAUCGGUUUAACAAAAAACUGGAAAGUAAAUUUAUUCUUUCUUAUUUGCAAUUUCAAUACAAAGUUCAAUUCAAGUCCUCGAUUAAUCUCAUAUUAUUUAUACGGUAAAAGUAGUAAAAAUGUUUUAUAUAUUAAACAUGAUAAAUAUUUAAAUUAAUAUUAAACUUGUAAAAUUCAAUCAACAAGAGUUGCCUAUUGUCACAAUGUCUAGAACAUUGUGUAUUUAAUAUUAAAUUUAUUUGAAUUUUUUGAGUUGCAAUCCAUGUAACUGAUUAACAGUAGGAGAAUAUUGUUGAAUGUAUUUCUUGUACCAUUUGUAGCAACAUUAGACAAAUAAUGAUGUUACAGCAUCCAGUCUAUACUUGUACCAAUGGUUGAAAAAUGUCACCAUUCAACUAUUAUUCUAACCUAUUCAACUCCUAAUGAGAAAUUCCUAGUAUAUUUAUGUUCUAAUUCAUUUUCCGAUUAAUCUUUUGUAUUAAAGCUUUAUGUGUUUCAAUAAUUAAUUGUUUUUAUGUAUAUUUUUACUUAAAUGUACUACUUAAUAAAUAACAUCUAAGUUGGUAGUUGAAUAUCCACUACCAUCAAUGAACCAUACAUCUUCCAUGUAUUUAGUUUAUGAAUUGCCUUGAACCACGUUGGUACAACAUAGGUCUGCAAUAGUGGUGUAGGCCACUUUUAUAAUUAAAUUCUGGAUUUUAUAACUAUCGUUAAUUUAUAUAAACAUAAUUCUUUAUUAUCCAAUCAUUACAACAUUCAGAAGCCAUAUAUAUGUGCUGGUACCAUCGCCAUCCUAGUAUUGGUAUCUGCAAGAAACAUAUAAAUAAGAAGGACCUAGAAACUCCUAGAAAAUUGACUUCUAUAGAUGUUUGCUGUACAACCUGGAUAUCUAGAACUCAACUGCAAUGUUCAAUGCAUGUGUUGUAUCAAGUUGUGAUGAUAGAUGAUGAUGAUGAUGAAAGCCACGUGAAUCAAAUAUUUUCUUGGCUAAUAAUCUGAGGGCAAUUGUAUAGUACAAUACUGUGUAUUGCAGAUGAAGUAAGGAUACAUAAUUGUCCACUAUAACUAUUGUAAAUCAUAUAGUAUUAACUGUUGUAUUUAACUAGAGUUUGAAAGAUUGAAGAUUAUUUCAUUUUUUUAAAUUGAUUGUUGUUUUUUAGCUAAAUAUGUUUUUUGGAAAGAAAAUUUUACAGAUUGUUACUUUGUAAGAUAAGUUCAUUGUUGCUGUUUAUUUUGUAAAUAAAUCAUAUUUCAUUAUUGUGAA
Messenger RNA from Nilaparvata lugens (brown planthopper), 5755 nucleotides. RefSeq names its product endoribonuclease ZC3H12A. The transcript has 7 exons. Gene Ontology annotation, molecular function: metal ion binding; mRNA binding; RNA endonuclease activity. The record is from RefSeq and is a predicted model, not a curated record. Lineage: Eukaryota; Metazoa; Arthropoda; Insecta; Hemiptera; Delphacidae. Gene Ontology annotation, cellular component: cytoplasmic ribonucleoprotein granule; nucleus. Bases 167 to 2320 code for a protein of 717 amino acids.